GUUAUGUUUUAUUUAUUUUCAAAUGUCAAGAUAAGGAAGCAAUUUUCCUUUUCCAUUUUACUAGAAAGCAGUAUGAAUCCAUAUCCAUAUGUUUAUUGAAAAUAUGAAAUAUUGGCAUAAUAAUUGGCUUCCUGAUAAAUAUAAAACGUCCACUUUGUAAUACCAUACAGAAUCGCACUGGAAAUUCACCCCAAACACCGCCUAAAAUAUUAAGUUUUAAUACUAAAAGACUAAUUAUUGAAGAAUCUCAAUAUUAUGAAUUCAAGAAGAACGAGAAUUAAAGGCGUGGCCAAUAUUCCACAAAGAAAAAAAAACACAAAUGAAGCUGAUCAAAUUGCAAAGGAAGAGAGAAAUGAAGAAAGAAUAGUGGUAGAUACUGGAGCAAAAUGUUUGACAGAAAAUAUAUUGGAAAAAACUAAUACAGAUGUAAAUAAUCAAUCUGUUUAUAUAGAAAAUAUAAAGAAAGAGUCGCCAAUUGUGGUUUCUAUUAAAGUUGACAAUAUAGGAAAAAUAAAGAACGAGUCACUAACUGAUGUUUUCCUUAACAGUGACAAUGUAGAAAAAAUUAAUAAAGAGUCAUUAAUUGAAGUUUACCUUGACAAUGACAAUGUAGAAAAGGUAAAUAAAGAGUCACUAACUAAAGUUUCUCUUAACAGUGAUGAUAUAGAAGAAGUAAAUAAAGAGACACUAAUUCAACCUCCCCUUGUGAGUGAUAAUAAUCAUCUUUCAAAUCAAGAAGUAAAAGAAUCUUUGCAACAGUCACUUACAUGUAUUGAGACAAAAAAUAAAUUGAAUUAUCAGUGUGGCCUUCCAAGACGGAAGCUCUGGAAGCCAAAUAUAAAUCUUUCUAAUGAAAAAUCAUUAGUAAGUAACAGACAUGCUAAAGAAGAUGUGAAUAAUAUAAUUGACAUUAUUGCUGAAAAUAAAGAACCAGACAAUUUACCUCUUCAUAAAACUGAAGGUUUGUCAGAAGUGGAGAUACAUUCUGUAAAUGAUACAUCAAAUGAAUCAAAUUUAUUCUCUGUGGAUAUAUCUCGACCUUCAGUUAUAAAAUUCUCAAAUAAUAUAAAACAUGUUCAAUUUGAGGCCCAUAAUAAUGUAUCAGACUUAGAUUACCCUAUACCACCAUCAAGUCCAAGCAAAUUUAACAGAAGCAGAAUAAAGGCAGUGCCAAGACUAAGCCAGAGAAAAACUAGCUUUAGUGCUAGUGAAUCAGAAGAUGAGAGCAAAAAGUAUGGAAGAAUAAGAAAUAAUUCAGUCUGUUCAGUUGCUUCAACAAAUUGCCCUGAAUCAUCCACACCUUAUGAGACUGUGCCUCCAAAAGAAGUUAUACAAGUUAUUCCAAAGAAAAUUAUUAGGACUGAUCAGUCUAAAAGAUUAGCUGAGGCUAGAAAAGAAUUUUAUAAAAAGUUUAGGUCAAACAAUCCAGAAAAGAACAAAUUAAAAAUGAUUGAUUUAAUAUUUUAUAAUCCAACAACGAAUCCAAUGAGUCCAAAAAAUGUGGCUCAAGUCUCCGAAGAAAGAGAAAAUGAUAACUUAGAAGAUAAAAACAAUUCAGAGCAAAAGAAUCAAGAGAAUGAUGACCCGGUAAACAAAAAUGAUUCAGAAAAUGAUGUAUUGGUACCACAAAUUAAAAUAGGACCCUUUGGGGAAAUUAUACUAGAUGAAAGAAGUCUGAUUGUUGAAAAUACUGAAAUUGUUAAACAAAAAGAAAAAAUGCUAAAUUCAAAGUUAGUAGAUGGUAAUCUUGAUAUAGGCUAUGGAAUAUAUCGUAAGGCAGGAAGAUCAAAGGGCUGGAGUCACAAGGAGACUUUAAGAUUCUAUAAAGCCCUUAAUCUUAUUGGAACUGACUUUACUGUUAUGGCCGAAUUAUUUCCUAAAAGGAGUAGAAGAGAAUUAAAGUUAAAAUUCACCAAAGAAGAAAAAAUGAACAGACAUUUAAUUGAUAAAGCUAUAAUGCAGCCGUGUAACUAUAAUUUUACAGACCUAAAAAAAGAAAUUCAAAUGGAAGAAGAGGAAGAGGCAGCUAUUCAAAAAUUAAAAGAAAGCGAACUUGAACAGAAAAAGAAAGAAAAACAGUUCAAGAGGGGUAGAAGCAGAAGAAAAGAUAAUGAAUUGGCUCAUACUAAAUCAAGUGAUAAACUAAAGACUUCUGAUCAAAAUAUAGAGAAAUCUAAAAAUUACAAAGUUUCAACACCAAAGAAACUAAAACUAAAGUCUUUAAAUAUAAAUGCAGUAUUGCAAAGUGAUAGUGAUGCUGACAUUUCUGAUUUAGAUACACAGAGUGAAGAAGAGGAAGUUGCCUUGCCUAUUUUACAACCGACGCGUUCAGGUAGAAUGCCCAAAUUUACUAAGAGGUAUUCUAAUUUGGAUGAAAUAGAAAAACCUGCUAAAAGAGGAAGAUUGAUUUCUUUGAAUUCAUAUCCAGAGCUAAGCUCUGACAAACUUGUACCAGGAUCAGUGGUUAUAACAGCUGAAGAAGACUGUGAAAAUACCUAUAAAGUAUAUAUGGUAACACCUGAAAAAAAUUUAACACCACUGGAUUUAGACCCACUUAUCGUGGCUAAUUUGGUUAAAGAAAGGCAGCAAACAACAGAUCAAGAUAUUUCAGCAAACACAAUCAUUGAAAAUAACUUUACUAUUCCAGCAAAUGAUCAGAUUCAAAAUGACAGUUCAGCAGAAAAUGUUGGAACUUAUAUAUCAUUAUAAAUGUUUGUAUAAUA
This is a messenger RNA of Sitophilus oryzae (rice weevil), 2723 nucleotides long. RefSeq lists its product as uncharacterized. The record is from RefSeq and is a predicted model, not a curated record. Gene Ontology annotation, molecular function: TFIIIC-class transcription factor complex binding. Gene Ontology annotation, cellular component: transcription factor TFIIIB complex. The coding region runs from base 256 to 2709 and encodes 817 amino acids. Lineage: Eukaryota; Metazoa; Arthropoda; Insecta; Coleoptera; Curculionidae. Gene Ontology annotation, biological process: RNA polymerase III preinitiation complex assembly. The transcript is spliced from 5 exons.